Bombyx mori (domestic silkworm) is the source of this 2567-nucleotide messenger RNA. RefSeq names its product proton-coupled amino acid transporter-like protein pathetic. The coding region runs from base 966 to 2336 and encodes 456 amino acids. The record is from RefSeq and is a predicted model, not a curated record. The transcript is spliced from 11 exons. Gene Ontology annotation, biological process: amino acid transmembrane transport. Lineage: Eukaryota; Metazoa; Arthropoda; Insecta; Lepidoptera; Bombycidae. Gene Ontology annotation, molecular function: L-amino acid transmembrane transporter activity.
AGUAUACAUUUUCAGCUCUAAGAAAAUUAAGAAUAUCUGUGAAAAUACCGUUUGGAUUGUAUCGUGUGAAUGUUCUUUUUACAAUUCAAUAUCUACAACGUAAAUGCGUCACUCGCCUUGAGAUAUAAGUUCGAAGGUCUCAAGUAUAGUUACAACGGCUGCCUCACCCUUCAAACCGAAACGCAUUACUGCUUCACGGCAGAAAUAGGCAGGGUGGUUGUACCUACCCGUGGGAACUCACAAGAGAUCUUACCACCAUUAAUUACGCAAAUUAUAAUUUUACGGAUUUGAUUAGAAGUCUAGUGAUUAGAAAAAUUGGUACUCGCCUGCGGGAUUCGAACAUCGGUACAUCGCUACACACGAAUGCACCGAACAUCUUAUCUUUUAGGCCACGAGAUACAGACUACGAUCGGGAAUUGAACCUGGACUCAGAGGAACAAUAGUCCGGAUGAAUUGAUAGAACAAUGAGACAGAUUAGUAAUAAGGAAGAAGACCACAUCUAUAUCUAGACGCCUAAAGUGAGAGUUUUCACCGCGUCCUUGACCGGUAGCCAUAAUCAAUAUAACCAUAUUGUAUAGGAAUCAGGUUUUGAAAUAAGGUCUACUGAUAAGACCUUGUCAGAUCACGAUACUCGCAAACGUAGUGUCGCUCAGUCGGAUCUGAAGAGUCGGAUUAUAGUGACUUGUCUUUAUUAAAUGUAAAACUUUAUUGAACGUGAAUUUUGUGCAGUAAUUUAGUUGCUAUUAAAGAUGAGAGCCUAGUUUAAAAGCGUGAAAGACGAUAUGUGUAAGAGGGACGAUAUGUGAGCCAAGAAAUGGUAUAUGAUAGAGAAGUGUGGAAGAGGAAAACAUUUGCGCCGACGCCAGGUACUAUAGAGUGUAAAGUGCCAAUGAAGAACAAACCUCAAGAAAAUAUCAAGAUAUUUGGAAUUUCAAAUUCAUUUAAUCUCUUAUUGGACAUAGAAGAUGGAGAAGACGAAGCCAUCAGCUCCUCCCAUUCAACUUGUUAUGGACGAUAACUACAGCUCGAAAAUUGAGCUGGCUUACAAUGGAUCGCGAGAAGACAUGGGCCCGUACGUGCCAGCAAACCAUCGACCUAUGGAGUCAAACACCUCGAGUUUCGGUGCCUUGGCCCAUUUACUGAAAGCAUCCCUCGGUUCUGGUGUACUGGCUAUGCCGUUGGCCUUCAAAAACGCUGGUCUCCUCGUAGGUUGCAUCGGAACUAUGCUUAUUGGACUUAUUUGCGGACACGUUAUACAUAUCUUGGUAAAAACAUCACAACAGCUUUGUGUGGAAGUAAAAAAACCAGCUUUAGGCUACGCUGACACAUGCGAAAUCGUCUUCCAGAACGGACCGAAACCUAUAAGGAAAUUCGCAUCGAUUGCCAGAGAACUAGUGGACUGGUCGUUGGCUGUCACUCAUAUGGGAGCGUGCUGCGUGUAUGUUGUUGUUAUAGCUGAAUCGUUUAGACAAGUCUCAGUCGAAUACGGAGGUCCUGAUUGGUCGGUAACAGCAUAUUGCGCUCUGACACUGAUAGUUCUCAUCCCGCUGACACAAAUAAACAAACUUAAAUAUUUAGUACCUUUUUCGGCAGUCGCUAAUUUUGUGUGGCUAGUGUCUAUAUGCAUAUCAAUAUAUUACUGCUUGAGAGAUACUCCUGAUAUAUCCGAGAGGAAUAUGGCUACAUCUAUCGAUGGCAUCCCAACGUUUAUUAGUACAAGUCUGUUCGCCAUGGAAGGCAUAGGCGUAGUGAUGCCGAUAGAGAACGAAAUGUUGAAGCCUCAGCAGUUCCUCGGCUGUCCAGGGGUCUUGAACAUCGCCAUGAGUGCGGUCGUCGUGCUCUAUGGCUUCGUCGGCUUCACUGGAUAUUUGCAAUUCGGUGAAAACGUCCGAGGGAGUUUAACGUUAAAUCUGCCGCUUGAUGAAGUAUUAGCUCAAACGGCGAAGUUACUAGUGGCCUGUGUGAUGCUCCUAUCAUUCGCCCUAAUCUUCUACGUUCCAGUUGAUAUAGCGUGGAGGAGAAUUCAGGAUAGGAUACCUGCAAAGACUCACAGAUGGGCAAUGUCUGGAUUAAGGCUAUUUGGUACCCUAUUUAUAGUCGGCUUGGCCUGCGCGGUGCCAAAGUUGGAGCUCUUCAUGGAGUUGGUCGGUGCUGUCUGCCUCUCUGUUUUGGGACUGCUCUUACCGUCCGUCAUUGAAAUUAUCUGGAGAUGGGGUAGGGACAUUGGUCCAACUCAUUGGAUCGUAUGGAAGAACCUUGUAAUAUGCCUGUUCGCGAUAAUCGCAAUGGUCUCAGGGGUGACUUUUGCUAUUAAAUCAAUGCUUGAGAAUCUGUGAUUUUCUAGACUACUAAUAAUAAAAUUAUACCCUAUAAGUUAAAUCAUAAUUCUAAUUUUUGCUUAUGUUCUAUUUCAAAGAUUAAUUUUAGUUUUUAUUUAGUUAAGAACUGCUGAACAGAAGACGUUGUUGCAGUUAAUCAUUGUUCAAAAAGAGAUUUAAAUCAAUGACAUAACGCUAAUUUUUAGGUUAAGGAAGAAAAAAGUAUUAUAUAUAUUUAUUUUACAAUUU